UUCUUUUUCUACUGGCAAGGUAAAUUAUUUUUUUUAGGAGGUAGAAUAGGAAAGUCAGGUAAAGAGGGCCCACAGACCCUCAUCCCCACCUCCUUCUCAGCCCUUCUCCCCGCCCCUUCCUUCCUGUCCCAUUAGUUUAUAACUUCUCUCCCCGGUGGCUUUACCUCAGAAACUUGAGUAGCCAGAGAUGGGGACUGAGCCCGCAGAACAGGUCUCCUGGGGACCCUACUCUGGGGAGGAUGAGGAGGCAUAUUCGGUUGAGCCCUUGCCAGAGCUCUGCUACAAGGCGGACGUCCAGGCCUUUAGUCGCGCCUUCCAACCCAGUGUCUCCCUGACGGUGGCUGCACUGGGUCUGGCCGGCAAUGGCCUGGUCCUGGCCACCCAUCUGGCGGCCCGACGUGCUGCCCGCUCACCCACCUCCGCCCACCUGCUCCAGCUGGCCCUGGCCGACCUUCUGCUGGCCCUGACCCUGCCCUUUGCCGCAGCCGGGGCUCUGCAAGGCUGGAGUCUGGGAAGUGCCACCUGCCGUGCCAUCUCUGGCCUCUACUCGGCCUCCUUCCACGCCGGCUUCCUCUUUCUGGCCUGUAUCAGCGCCGACCGCUACGUGGCCAUUGCGCGGGCCCUCCCAGCUGGACCGCGGCCCUCGGCGCCCGGCCGUGCACACUUGGUCUCAGUCAUCGUGUGGCUGUUGUCGCUGCUCCUGGCGUUGCCCGCUCUCCUUUUCAGCCAGGAUGGGCACCGGGAAGGCCAGCGGCGCUGUCGUCUCAUCUUCCCCGAGGGCCUCACGCAGACGGUGAAAGGGGCGAGCGCCGUGGCGCAGGUGGUCCUGGGCUUCGCGCUGCCACUGGGCGUCAUGGCGGCCUGCUAUGCGCUGCUGGGCCGCACGCUGCUGGCCACCAGGGGGCCCGAGCGCCGGCGCGCGCUGCGCGUCGUGGUGGCCCUGGUGGCGGCGUUCGUGGUGCUGCAGCUGCCCUACAGUCUCGCCCUGCUAUUGGAUACUGCCGACCUCCUGGCGGCCCGCGAGCGGAGCUGCCCCGCCAGCAAGCGCAAGGAUCUGGCACUGCUGGUGACCGGGGGUUUGGCCCUAGCCCGCUGCGGCCUCAACCCGGUGCUCUACGCCUUUUUGGGCCUGCGCUUCCGCCAGGACCUGCGGAGGCUCCUCAGGGGAGGGGGCUGCAGUCCAGGGCCUCACCCCGGCGGCGGCCGCUGCCCCCGCCGGCCCCGCCUUUCUUCCUGCUCGGCUCCCACUGAGACCAACAGUGUCUCCUCCUGGGACCACUAGGGCUGCGAAUCAAGAGGAUGGGGCGGGCUGAGGAAAUGUUUCCAGGGAGAGUAGUGGGAAGGGGGAGUCGGUGGGGGGCACUGAGAAAGAGGUAGGGACCUAAGGAAUUGCUUCUGUACUUUGGCACAUUAAAUAGAGGACAUGGAAAUGA
Capra hircus (goat) is the source of this 1433-nucleotide messenger RNA. RefSeq names its product C-C motif chemokine receptor 10 (gene CCR10). The coding region runs from base 188 to 1282 and encodes 364 amino acids. Gene Ontology annotation, cellular component: membrane. The record is from RefSeq and is a predicted model, not a curated record. Gene Ontology annotation, biological process: G protein-coupled receptor signaling pathway; immune response; chemotaxis. Lineage: Eukaryota; Metazoa; Chordata; Mammalia; Artiodactyla; Bovidae. The transcript is spliced from 2 exons. Gene Ontology annotation, molecular function: C-C chemokine receptor activity.